Trichoderma gamsii is the source of this 474-nucleotide messenger RNA. RefSeq lists its product as hypothetical. The coding region runs from base 1 to 474 and encodes 157 amino acids. The transcript has a single exon. The record is from RefSeq and is a predicted model, not a curated record. Lineage: Eukaryota; Fungi; Ascomycota; Sordariomycetes; Hypocreales; Hypocreaceae.
AUGGCAGCAAAUCUCUCUUUAAGCUCCGAGGAAGCGCGGGAUCGAAUUGCCAUCCGUCAAGUCAUUGAUCGAUAUGCUCACUGUGCUGAUCGCCGCCUGCCAGACGAGCAAAUGUCCCUCUUCACCGAUAAAACCAAGUUCUCAGUAUACAUGCAAGGAGAAGGAACGUCGCCCUCGCAAGUCGUCGAGAAACGAGAGGAUUUGCGACCAGUCUUUGAGUUUCUGCGCGGCUACGCCCACACAACGCACUUCAAUGGACAAAGCACCAUCGACAUCGGACCGGACGGCAGGACUGCUUUUGGAGAAACAUAUUGCAUUGCAUAUCACUUGUCUGAGAAGGACGGCCACCGACAGAUGUAUGUGGCAAGUUUGCGGUACCAGGAUGUCUUGAAGAAGGAGACGGACAAUGUUUGGCGGUUCUCGGAGCGGAAGCUGUACCUCGAUUGGUCAGAGACGAGGCCGUCGAAUCCAUAG